UAUGUUUUGUAGCAAACUUAACUCAAAAGCAUCAGACUAUUUAAAUAUACUUGAUGUAUCAUCAUGCUCAAAUAAAUCCCGUGGAUCAUUUAAAGAAAAUCAACCUGAUAAUAGAAGUAAGAAUUUUAAUUAUCAAAAUAGAUUUUACUCCUAAGAACCCUAAUAAUAGGCCAUAAACAGCUAGACUUGACUAUUCCAAUCCAUAAAAAGUUAAAUAAUUUUUAAACAAUUUGGUUUAGGAUGAAAUUAACAAAGCUACAACAUAGUUGUUUGGAUAAAAUGUACUUAAAAAAAAAGAAAAUUAGAUAAGUGAUAGUAAAGGGGAUGGUUAAUGUAUAUAAUAUUCAAUAUAUUUAGUUUCAAGUCGUACAGGUAAUUUGGUAAAAUAAAAUACUCCUAAAAAUAAUGAAACAUUUCUAAAGUCAACAUUUAUAGCUCCAGAAUAAAAUAGAGAAUUAGAUCAUAGAUAUUUCUAAAAUCUGUAUUAUUAAUACAAUAAGAAAAAUGAUUAAUCUUCUUCAAAUUCAAAAGGAAAUUUAAAAAGUUGUUAAAAUACAAUUAGUCAAUUAAAUAAAUAGAAUAACUAAAAACAUUCCACACCAAUACGUUAAAAUACAAUAAAUAAUGAAAAUAUUAAUACAAUUAAUAUGCUCUUAAAUAGCAAUUAGAAAAAUACAUCUUAACAUUUGAAUACAAAAAAUCAAAAUAGCAGUUCUAAAAAAUCUUAUCCACAAAUGAUUAAUAAAUCAUAUUUAGAAUCUUUUAAUAGUUUAAAAUAAAAAUUAGAUAACACAAAUUAAUCUAAAUAAUCUUCAAGUAAGAAAAAUAUUGAAAAAGUUAUUAAUAUUUCUCCUCUCAAUUCUCCAAAAUUAAAAGGAGAUAUUUCAAAUAAUUAGUUUAAUGAUUAAACAUUUUAAUAAACUAUAAUUAAAUUACUCUUUGAAAAAGAACAAUUAUGGUAUGAUAUUUUCCAUUCAAUAGAAAAUUCAACUUAUUCAAAUUUAAUUUAAAAAAGUGAUUAAUUAUAAAAAUUAAUCAUAUUGAUUAAUGAAAAAUAAAAUGUAUUAUAUUUGUGUUAUUUUAUAGAGUGAAUAUUUAUUUAAAAUAGAACCAAAAAUACUUGAAACCUUAUUAUAUGAAUCAUAGGCCAAUUUUAUAUUAAUUAGUGAAUCUUAAGAUUAAGAUGGUAAUGAAGACCAUAAUGUCAAAAAUCUUAUCCAAUAUAUUUUGAAUAGCAAUCUUUAUGUCUUCUAAGUAUUGUAGGGAACCAUGACUAAUAAUUAGAUUUAAAAUUCUAUAAAACAAAGAAUUGAAAUUAGAAGUUAGAAUUCUAGAAAAUAAAGUACAAAAGGAAGCUAGGGAUUAUAAAAAAAUAACUUUAUUAUCAAGUCCAUUUUAGGAUUAAUGUAAUUUAUUUAAUCAAUAUGAUAGUUUAAAAGGAUUGACGAAAUAGUUCGUCCCGAAAUUUAAUUGAA
Molecule: messenger RNA, 1475 nt
Organism: Paramecium pentaurelia
Lineage: Eukaryota; Ciliophora; Oligohymenophorea; Peniculida; Parameciidae
Source: the annotation of a GenBank genome assembly